AGGAUUUGCCUUGGCGGAUUAUAGCGGAGCACCGUGUGUCCGGUACGCGGCGCUGUUGUGCUGGGUUUACGGUUCGAGCCUGUUCGCGUUUUGGAGGCAUAUUCUCUCUUUCAACACUUUCUCCCCGAUCCGCAGUGUUAGCUCAGCGUCUGUCCGAGCGGACCCGCUUUAUCAUGGCCGUCUGAAUCCGGAUUUGAUCCAAGUCUGAUCUCCUUUCCCCCCUUUUUCCCGACGUGGAGAAUUAAUUAUCGCAUUGGGAAUCGUUUCUUGUGGAAUAUUACUUUAUUUGUGCCAAUGUUCAAACAUGCAGCCUCCGCCGAGAAAGGUAAAAGUGACACAGGAACUGAGGAACACACACAUCGAUCAGAUCGGCCGUCUUCACCUCAAGCAUCAGACAGAAUGUGAUUUAUUAGAAGAUAUGAGAACGUACAGUCAGAAGAAGGCGACUCUGGAGAGAGAUUACGCACAGGCCCUGCAGAAGUUGGCGAGUCAGUAUUUGAAGAGAGAUUGGCCCGGUAUCAAACCAGACGACCAGAGAACAGACUACAGGAAUGUAUAUGGAGUUUGGAGAGCAUAUCUCGAAGGCACCGUGCAGGUGACCCAGUCUCGCCUAAAUGUCUGCGAAAACUACAAGAACGAGAUUUCAGACCCGGCCAAAACUGUUCGUUUUUACAAAGAGCAGCAGCUGAAAAAGUGCAUCGAACAGCUGGGCCGAAUCCAGGCAGAAAUCCAGGACUCAGUUAAAGACCUGGCCAAGUCCAAAAAGAAAUACUUUGAAUUGGAGCAAAUGGCCCAGGCUGUGCGAGAGAAGGCCGACAUCGAGUCCAAGUCGAAACUGGGGCUCUUUCAGUCCAGGAUUAGUUUACAGAAAGCCAGCGUGAAGUUGAAAGCCAAGAGAAGUGAGUGUAACUCAAAAGCAACACACGCGAGGAACGAAUAUCUUCUGACACUGGCGGCGGCCAACGCACAUCAGGACCGCUACUAUCAAACUGAUCUGGUCAACUGUAUCAAGGGUCUAGAAGGAAAUGUGUAUGACCACGUGAAGGAUUAUCUCAUAUCCUUUUGCCGUACCGAACUGGAAGCAUUUCAAGCCAUCCACAACACCUUCCAGUUCCUCCUGGAAAAGUCCAGCCGAGUAAUGCAGGAUUUCAACCAACAGUUGUUCCUGCAGGAGAACCCGGUGUUUAUUAAAUCACAAGACUUUCAGUUCCAGCCCAGCGACAGUGACACGACUCUCAGCUCCGUCCAGCAGUUGGUGGACAUUGAGCCUUCGGCCGUCAGUGUGAUGCGAAUGACUCUAGCCCAGAGUCGGCAGCUGGAGUCGGAGACGGGCACCACCGAAGAACACAGUCUUAACAAAGAGGCGAGGAAAUGGGCAACACGGCUGGCCCGCGAACACAAAAACAUCAUCCAUUGCAAACGGACUCUAGAGGAGUGCGAGACGCUCGGGACUCCAACCACAGAACAGAGCCGGAAUGAGCUGGAAUUCCGAAUAGAGGAAGCCAAAGAGAACAUCCGGAAAGCAGAGACUGUAAAGCUGAAGGCCGAAGCUCGUCUGGAUCUUCUGCGGCAGGUUGGUGUUUCUGUGGACACGUGGUUAAAGAGCGCCAUGAAUCAGGUGAUGGAGGAGCUGGAGAACGAGCGCUGGGCGUCACUGCCCACCCUUACCACCCAUGACCUCUCUCUUUCAACCACUGUGGAUUUGGAGCGAGAGGAGGGCGAAGAAUCAGAGGAGAACAUGGAAACGCAUGACGACAGCAGUUCAAGUCCUUCAGGGACUUUAAGAAACUAUCCGCUUACCUGCAAAGUGCUUUACUCAUACAAGGCCUCUCAGCCAGAUGAGCUUACGAUCGAUGAGCAGGAGAUGUUGGAGGUCAUUGAAGAUGGAGACAUGGAGGACUGGGUGAAGGCACGCAAUAAGACCGGUCUGGUGGGCUACGUCCCGGAGAAAUACCUGCAGUUUCCCACAUCUAACAGUGUUUUGAGCAUGCUGCAGUCUCUCGCCGCUAUGGAUGCACGAUCACAUUCAUCCAGUAACUCCACAGAACCUGAACUAACCUCCGGGAGCUUCAACGGAGACACCAGCGUGAGUUUUGUUAAGGCCAUGUAUGACUAUGAGGGUCAAACAGACGAUGAGCUGUCCUUCCCCGAGGGCGCUAUCAUCCGCAUCCUCAACAAAGACAACCAGGAGGACGAUGGGUUUUGGGAGGGCGAGUUUAACGGACGGGUGGGCGUCUUUCCGUCUGUGCUGGUUGAGGAUCUGAUGGCCUCAGAGAACGGAGACUCUCAUUGGCUGACGGAUGCACAAGUGUCACCUUGUCAAAGGCUUCAUUCAUCUCUUCCUCCUUUGCCGCUGUACGAUCAGCCUCCCUGCAGUCCAUACACGAGUCCAGAGACGAGCUCCGCCCCGGCCCUGCCCCGCUCACCGUCUGUUAAUGGAGAACACAAACCACCCUCGCUGCAGAAAGCACCUGUUCACGAUCACAGUUCCAGUUUAAGUCCAGAGAGUCCAGGUUUCCCUCAACCGUUGAGACUUACUCCAGAUGGACUGGGCCCUGGAAAACUCAGACCUGUAUGUAGAUUACUGCAGAUUUUAUCAUUUAUGUUUUUGGUUUUAUACGUCUGUUUUACAAACAUCCUGCUGUAGUGUCUCACAGACAGU
This is a messenger RNA of Misgurnus anguillicaudatus (oriental weatherfish), 2662 nucleotides long. The record is from RefSeq and is a predicted model, not a curated record. NCBI's taxonomy places the organism in Eukaryota, Metazoa, Chordata, Actinopteri, Cypriniformes, Cobitidae.